This is a messenger RNA of Heteronotia binoei (common prickly gecko), 2881 nucleotides long. It is a transcript of the gene GIPC1, whose product is annotated as GIPC PDZ domain containing family member 1. Lineage: Eukaryota; Metazoa; Chordata; Lepidosauria; Squamata; Gekkonidae. Gene Ontology annotation, molecular function: protein binding. The transcript has 7 exons. The coding region runs from base 442 to 1437 and encodes 331 amino acids. The record is from RefSeq and is a predicted model, not a curated record.
CUUGCAGGCAAGCGCCAGGCACCGCCAAGCCCUCCCCUCCCCUGCCGCUGAGGAAAACGGGAUGCCACAAACAGGCCGCGACAAGCACUGAAGAGCGCAGCCGCCACGAAGCGCUCCCGUCCCCUUCAAGAAAGCCUGUCAGGCUCCCCGUGAUUUCCCCUCCUGCCGCGGAGCCGAGUUGGCGAAACUGGAGAGGACAGGCCCGUAGAGGCGAUUGGUCGACGAGCUGCGCGAGGUGCGCUCCGAUUGGUCGACGAGCUGCGCGAGGUGCGCUCCGAUUGGUUGCGAGGGGCGGCCGUGUGCCCCGCCUGCUUCCUUGGGGCGGGCCGGGCCGGAAUGCCUCGGCUGUAGUUUGGUUGAGGAACGGGCCCGGCGAGGGAAGAGGCGAGGGUCCAUAUAUUGGCUGACUGACCUUCCCGGCUGACUGGCCACAUCACCCUCAUGCCACUUGGACUAGGACGUCGGAAGAAGGCCCCACCACUGGUGGAGAAUGAGGAAGCUGAGCCCAUUCGGAGUGGCCUGGGUGGGGUGGGGGUAGGUGGUGUUAGUGGUGUGGCUGCUCUUCAGCCUGGCCUUCCCCCACCACCAGCCAACCUCCGCCCCCGCCUUGUUUUCCAUACUCAGCUGGCCCAUGGCAGUCCCACUGGCCGGAUUGAGGGCUUCACCAAUGUUAAGGAAUUGUACAGCAAAAUUGCCGAAGCCUUCAAAAUCUCACCACUUGAGGUGAUGUUUUGCACCUUAAAUACCCAUAAAGUGGACAUGGACAAGCUUUUGGGUGGCCAAAUUGGCCUGGAAGAUUUCAUCUUUGCUCACACAAAGGGCCAGAGGAAAGAGGUUGAGGUUUUCAAGUCUGAGGAGGCGCUGGGCCUGACCAUCACAGACAAUGGUGCUGGCUAUGCUUUUAUCAAGAGAAUCAAGGAAGGCAGCGUUAUAGACCGGAUUCAAGUCAUCAACGUUGGGGACAUGAUCGAGUCCAUCAAUGGUCAGAGCCUCAUCGGGUGCCGGCAUUACGAGGUUGCCAAAAUGCUGAAGGAUUUGCCCAAGGGCCGCACUUUUAUAAUGAAGCUCACCGAGCCCCGGAAGGCUUUUGAUAUGAUCAGUCAGAGGUCUGCGGGAGCCAAACACAGUGGGAGCACUCAGCUUGGCACAGGAAGGGGCACUCUGCGGCUUCGGGCCAAGGGACCAGCCACUGUCGAGGAACAGCCAUCUGCAUUUGAAGAGAAAGCCAUUGAGAAGGUUGAUGAUCUUCUAGAAAGUUACAUGGGCAUCCGUGACACAGAACUCGCUGCUACCAUGGUGGAGCUGGGCAAGGACAAGCAAAACCCUGACGAAUUUGCUGAGGCACUGGACGAACAACUUGGUGACUUUGCCUUCCCAGAUGAGUUUGUCUUUGAUGUCUGGGGAGCCAUUGGAGAUGCCAAGGUUGGGCGCUACUAGGACUCUGCGCUCUGUUGGACCCUGCAGGCGGGACCAUUGGGCAGGCCCACUGGUGGGCCCGGCACAACACUGUGCCCUCCCCUUGAUGCUGGGCCACCUCUUUCCUCUCUAUAGGGACUGGAGCCAGGGCUACAGGGGCCACAGAGCAAUAAGUAACCUUCAUCAGUGACAGGAGUGUAAUGUAAGAGGGGCAAGAAAAACUGUUGUUGCUGCUGCGUCUCACCUCCUUGAGCAUAGAGACUCCUCCCACAGAUGAGUGUAGUCUUCCAGGAGGGCAUCUUGUCAGUUUCCUUGUCUGAUUUAAGCAUGUUUUGGCCCAUUCUGGUUCCCCAGCCUGUCCUUGUGUGGCAGAGAAGAUAACAGGAUGCUGAAUUGAGACCUGAGAGAGCGACACAUUGGUUUUGGCAUCCUGACAUACCUGGAGAGUCCCACAGACACUGCAGUGGAGAUGGCUUGGUGAGGGAUGGCUUACAUUAGCUGUUUGCAGCCUCAGAUGCUCCUAGCUGUACAUUUCUGUUGUAAGCAAAUCAAGACCUAAGAGGGUAUGCUCUCUUCUUUUCUUUCUCAGAAUUAUCAUCUUCUCCACCUUGACUUCAUUUUGGUACGAGAUACAUGUUGGCAUGUCCUUUUUCUUGCAGUAGGCUUAUUCCACAAAGGCGCAGUUUCAUUUACUCUGUUGCAUACACACAUGAACCCUCACAGCCUUUUUAGAGUGCGCCCUGUUUGUUUAGUGUCCUUUUGCUCCUUGCAGCUCACUUAUAGGCCUUAAGAUAGGGGAGACAUCCCAUGGUUCUCUGGAGGAGAGGAGGGGACACACUUGUUGUCUGUCUUGUUUUCUAUAGAUGUCCUUCCAAAAGGGAAAAAAAAACCCUGUGGAUCUGGGCACCAGUUCUGCCCCAGAGGUCCCAGGUUAUUCUCCUUAAGAUGCUGCUCAUCAGCACUUGGAGGCCCUCCUAAGACCAGCAGCAGGGUUUGCUCACUGUUCUCGGUUUGGGUAUGCCCUUAUCAAUAUCUGUCUUGACUAAUCUGUUCAUUUUUAUUAUACUGACCUUCCUCCCAGAGUGACCUAGUUAGUCUGUAAAGCUCCCUGUAUUAAAUUAUUUAUCUCUCAGUGACAUACACUCCCAACAUACUGAUCCUCUAACCGGUGUUACAUCCAGGCCUGUCGUUUGGGUUGUGCCUGGUUGUCUCAAGAGCUAAGAAGGUUCCACUGAAUUACACCUCAUAACCCAGUUCACCUACUGUAUCUUUAAAGCACUAACCCCAGAUAGGAUAUGGAGCCUUGUUGCCCUCUGGACCAUACCUCAAGCUCAGAGAGGGUAAGCCCUGCCUACCUGUGUCCUGGCACUGAAAGCUUCUUGGAUGGACUAGGCACCAUGUUCUCCUUGGCAUAUUUUUGUAUUUUAUGUGUAAAUCAUCUUUAAGAUAAAAUAUAUUGACACUA